CUAAGCAACGCCUCACGCUUGUUAAUCGCAACAUACUGCUGCAGUGCUGAAGCGAUCGGGAGUUUGAGGGCAGAACGAUGGCUGAGGAGACAGAGGGGGAGCAGGCUCCCCAAAGUACAUUCGCCACAUACAUGGCAGAGGGGGAACAGCUUUACCACAAAGCAGAAUACAAGAAAGCCAAAGACAGUUUCACAGCAGCACUUCAUCUGCAGCCUGAGGAUAAGAACUGCCUCGUUGCUCGUUCCAAAUGUUUCCUAAAACUUGGGGAUCCGGAAUGUGCCCUGAAGGACGCAGAGACCUCUCUACAGAUCGAAAAAGAUUUCUUCAAGGGUCUUUACCAGAAGGCGGAGGCACUCUAUUCUAUGGGAGACUUUGAAUUUGCCCUUGUGCAUUACCACAGAGGGUACAAGCUGCGGCCAGAAUUUCAGGGAUUCCGCCUGGGGAUUCAAAAGGCGCAGGAAGCAAUAGAGAACUCUGUUGGAACUCCUGCCAGUGUUAAACUUCAAAAUAAAGCAGACUUGCAGUUCAUAAGCAGACAGGAGGAGAGCAAGAAAGCUAAGCAGAAGGCUCAGGUGAAGGUGCAGAAGAAGGAUACAAAACAGCAGAAGAAAGUAGAUCCUGAGAGGAGCCAGAAGACAGCGCGCCAGCUCCUCGGAGAGCUGUACAGUGAUAAGGAGUAUCUGGAAUCAUUAUUAAGGGAUGAAGCUUUAGUGAAUGGAAACACACGGAGUGGGGUCAAACUGCAUGACCUGAUCAUUAAUGGAAUCCUCUACCUGGACACCCGCACGGAGUUCUGGAGGCAGCAGAAGCCCAUCUACGCGCGGGAGAGGGACCGCAAGAUCAUGCAGCAGAAGUGGAAGCGGGAUAAAAACACGCCUGCCGACCCUAGCCAAUACAUUGUAAAGAGCCUGGAGGAAAUAGAUCAGCUGCUCUCAAGUGGAAAAGCAGAGGAAAGUUACAAAAAGGCCCAACUUGUGCUGAAGAAAGUCGAACGAUGGACGUCGGUGGAUGUGCACAACAGAGAAGAGCUCACUGGGAGUCUCCACAGCUGCAUUGGGAAUGCCCAGAUGGACAUGGGUCAGAUAGAGGCAGCGCUGCAGAGCCACAAGAAGGACUUGGCUAUAGCAGAGAAAUACAAAUUGCCGGAGGCGAAAUCCCGAGCUCUAGAUAAUAUCGGGAGAGUUUACGCAAGAAUUGGGAAAUUCAGCGACGCCAUCAAGGUAUGGGAAGAGAAGAUCCCUCUGGCCAGUUCCAGCUUGGAAAAGACCUGGUUGUAUCAUGAGAUUGGGAGAUGUUACCUGGAGCUGGAGCGAACGGCCGAAGCAAAGGAUUAUGGGGAAAAGUCGCAGCAGGAGGCUGAUGCCGCUGAAGAUAUUGAGUGGCAGCUCAAUGCUUGUGUGUUAUUAGCACAGGCAGAAGUGAAGCUGAAGCAUUACCAGUCGGCCAUUACCAGUUUUGAAAAUGCAUUGGAGAGGGCAAGAUUGCUUCACAAUAAGGAUGCAGAGCAAGCCAUUCUCACGGCCUUGGAGGAUGCAAGGCAGGGGCUAGAAGAGCAGCAGGAAGCAGACGACAGCGCUCAUGAAAAUGACAAAUUAAUGACAGAAGGGAACACAGCGAGUAAGGAGGAGGAUGUGCAUGCAGAAAGCAGCGAGGAGGAUGUGCAUGCAGAAAACAGCGAGGAGGAUGUGCAUGCAGAAAGCAGCGAGGAGGAUGUGCAUGCAGAAAACAGCGAGGAGGAUGUGCAUGCAGAAAGCAGCGAGGAGGAUGUGCAUGCAGAAAGCAGCAAGGAGGAUGAAAGCUGAGGAUAUACCCAUAUAUUUAUACAGUAUAUAUAAGUGGCGCAACAUUCAGGCACAUGAAAUUGGGAACAUUUUGCAGAAAUAAAGUUAGCGGUUUCCGUAGGUCCUGGCCCAGAAUAUUGUUAUUAUUAUCAUAUGUUUAUAAAGCACCGACACAUUCUGCAGCGUUACACAAUAAAUGGGCGUAUACAUUUAAAGUG
This is a messenger RNA of Xenopus tropicalis (tropical clawed frog), 1999 nucleotides long. RefSeq names its product outer dynein arm docking complex subunit 4 (gene odad4). NCBI's taxonomy places the organism in Eukaryota, Metazoa, Chordata, Amphibia, Anura, Pipidae. The record is from RefSeq and is a predicted model, not a curated record. Bases 78 to 1802 code for a protein of 574 amino acids. Gene Ontology annotation, cellular component: axoneme. The transcript has 12 exons. Gene Ontology annotation, biological process: outer dynein arm assembly; cilium movement.